AUGAUGAAGAAAUUCGCUCGCGCCUACUCUUCGGCGUCAGCCACUCUUGGCUCAAACCCUGUCCCUCCCUCGAAGAUUCAAUACAUUCCCACUUCAGGAAAAUACCCCAAAGGCUUUAUCGCUUCAGGCGUUUUGGCUGGUGUCAAACCUGGCAAUACCAGCAAGCCCGACAUCGCCCUUGUUACUUCUGACCGUCCCUGCGCCGCUGCUGGUGUCUUUACAAAGAACAAGUUUCAGGCUGCUCCCGUGACUUAUAGCAGGAAACUUUUGCAGCAGAAGAAGAACGCGGGUCUUCGAAGUGUGGUUGUCAAUUCGGGUAAUGCAAAUGCUGUCACCGGCACCGGAGGUCUUGAAGAUGCUACCAGUAUGGCCCGCACGACAGAUCAGAGGGUUGGUGAUGAGGACUCUACUAUUGUUAUGAGUACUGGGGUCAUUGGUCAGAGGCUGCCUAUUCAGAAGAUUCUCGACAAGAUCCCUACAGCUGUUAGCAAGGCUGGUGGUUCUCAUGAGAGCUGGCUUGAAUGUGCAAAGGCUAUCUGUACCACAGAUACUUUCCCUAAGCUCAUGUCUCGAUCCUUUGAGCUUCCUUCUUCUCCUGGUGUUGAGUAUCGCAUUGCUGGUAUGACAAAGGGUGCAGGCAUGAUUGCCCCCAAUAUGGCGACUCUUCUCACCAUCCUGGCCACUGAUGCUCCUAUCUCUCCCGCUGUCAUGCCCAAUGUUCUUCGACAUGCCGUGGACCGUUCAUUCAACUCCAUCACCAUUGACGGUGACACUUCUACCAACGAUACUGUUGCUCUUCUUGCUAACGGUGCCGCUGGCGGAAAGGAGGUUACUUCUGAGCAGUCUCUCGACUACCAAGCCUUCCAAGAGCUCCUUACUGAGUUCUCUGUUGACUUGGCCAAGUAUGUCGUCCGAGACGGUGAGGGUGCCACAAAAUUUGUUACCAUCCGCGUCGUCGACAGUGCCUCUGAGGAGGCAGCCCGUGAGAUUGGUCGAUCCAUCGCCAAAUCUCCCCUCGUUAAGACUGCCCUCUACGGAAAAGAUGCCAACUGGGGCCGUGUCCUUUGCGCCACCGGUUAUGCUCUCAUUUCUCCCCCUGGUCAACCCGUGAAUGACGUCCCUGAGAUUACUCCCGAACGCACCAAUGUCUCCUUCGUCCCUACCGAUGGCUCAGCUGAGCUGAAGCUCCUCGUGGAUGGCGAGCCCGAGCAGGUCGACGAGAAGCGAGCGUCGGAGAUCUUGGCCAUGGAAGAUCUUGAGAUCGUUGUCAGGUUAGGCACAGGCGACAAGUCUGCUGUGCACUAUACCUGUGACUUCAGCCAUGAUUAUGUCACUAUCAAUGGCGACUAUCGAACUUGA
Messenger RNA from Fusarium redolens, 1359 nucleotides. RefSeq names its product arginine biosynthesis protein ArgJ. Gene Ontology annotation, molecular function: L-glutamate N-acetyltransferase activity, acting on acetyl-L-ornithine as donor; L-glutamate N-acetyltransferase activity, acting on acetyl-CoA as donor. Gene Ontology annotation, cellular component: mitochondrial matrix. Gene Ontology annotation, biological process: L-ornithine biosynthetic process; L-arginine biosynthetic process. The coding region runs from base 1 to 1359 and encodes 452 amino acids. NCBI's taxonomy places the organism in Eukaryota, Fungi, Ascomycota, Sordariomycetes, Hypocreales, Nectriaceae. The transcript is spliced from 2 exons. The record is from RefSeq and is a predicted model, not a curated record.